GACACUGUCCUCUGUCCAAUUGGUCUCGGUCGUUUCGCGGUGUCGGAAGUGUUCUAGCGGGUUCUCUUGGUGUGUCCCCAGGUUCUGCCGGAGUGCGUUUUGUGUGGAGGAAUUUUUGGCCCCGGAAAGGAGCUUCCCGUCGGCGGAAAGUGCGGCUUGGAGUACGUCGGGAGCGUUUUUCUUUUUCUGCCGGAAGUGGUCCUUCCGGUGUCGGCUGCCAUUCCGUUGGAUUAUUUUGGUGAAGUUCAAGUGAAGUUUUGCUGCAAAAAAUAAGGUUGCUUUGUGAGAGAGUGCGGUUCUUUAAAGAGUGUGUGCGAGAAUCUUGCCCUGUGGCAGAGCAAGCAGCGGAAGAAGAGGAAGAAUAAGCUUGACAGCUAACCAAUACCGAUACGCGGAGAGCGAGUGAGUGAGACAGCGAGAGGGAGAGCAAGAACACCGAAGAUGAACCAACUGGGCUGCACCGCCGCCACGUUCCGGCGGCUGCUGUUGCUGGUGGCCGUCGUUGGUCUGCUCGUGGCCACCGUGGAGGCCAAGAAGAAGCCGAACAAGUACGGCGAUGGCGACUUUGAGUUUGUCGAUGAGGACGACAAAAGUAAUCAACAGCUGGAUUUGCAACAGCAAAAGCAACAACAGCAGCAGCAACAACAGAUUCCGGAGAAGAAAAAGUGGAUUCACGACCCAUCCAGUGAUUUGUGCAAACCGCUCAACUGCAAAAAGAAAGAACUAUGUUUGCUGGAGGAUGCUUACACAGCUGUCUGCGUCUCGAAGAAGGAGCUGCACAAGAACAAAUUCAUCAACAGCUACAAUACACUCUCAAACCGGGAUGAGCUGAUCACCAAGAGCAAAUAUCUGGAAGAGGAGGAAGCCAAGCGAAAGGCCGCUGAAGAGGCCGAACAAACUGGUCUUAUCAGCGGAACCAGCAGCAGCAACAGUGGUAACUCCGCGGACUCUUCGGACAACAUCGGUGGCAGUGUUGCCAGCGGAAGUGGUUCCAGUGCGAUCGCUAGUGAUCGAACCAGCGGUGGUGCGGCUGGCGACGAGCUGCUCCAGCAGGACCAGGAAGAUCCGGAUGAUGAAAGUUCCGCCCAGGACGAUGACGUGUUCUACGACAGCGAUGGCGGUGAGAAGGAGGAGGAAAACUGCAAGCCUUGCCCGGUGGUGAAGCCGACGUUCAUGUGCGGCAGCGACAACCGAACGUACUCGUCGCUGUGCCGGCUGGAGUACCACAACUGCAUCCACGGCAGCCUGGUCAAGGUCAACUGCAAGGGAUUCUGCCCGUGCAAAGCGGACAUGGCCGGCUCAACGACGGCGGACCAGAAGAAGCAGCAGCGAAUGGCCGAUCGGAUGAGCGCCUUCAACGCCAAGUACCAGCGAACGGUCGAAAGUAACGACAUCAACGGCGGCACGGCUUCCGGGGCGACCACCGAGCUGGACGGCCGCAGUGGCUCCAAGUCAAAGGAGGAAAAGAAUCGUCACUUUAACCACAUCAACUCGCAGUACACCUUCACUCCGGAGGACAUCAAGUACGACAACAAGCACUACAAGUACAUCAAGUACACGUCCUACAAGAGCAAGCAACGUCAGCAGCAGCAGCCCCAGUACGAUUCGUUUGGACUGUCCUCGGCCGGAAAUGGACCCUCGUCAAGCGGAGCGUCUCAGUCGUCAUCGUCGGCGUCGUCCUCCUCCCGGGCCAGCGAGGACAAACACAAGAUCCGGGGCUACAAUGAGGUGCUCGAUAAGCCCGUCAGCAAGCUGCCCAAGUCCGCCAACAAUGGUGCGCGUUACCCCACCAAAUCGAUCGAGUGCAAGCCGCAGCAGCUGACCGCCAUCGGGAACCGCCUGCUGGACUGGUUCUCCGUCAUCAUGGUGGACAGCAAGAAGCGGCGCCAGCACCAGCAGCAGAAGAACAAGGUCCAUUUCCCGGCGGCGUGCAAGCUGGAGGCGCGCUGGAUGUUUGGCCAUCUGGAUCUGAACAACGACGGCGAGCUGUCCGCCCAGGAGCUGUACGAUCUGGAGCACGACCAGAACGAGCGCUGCAUCAAGCCGUUCAUCGACACGUGCGACCUGGACCAGGACAACACGAUCGACCCGCGGGAGUGGUGCCGGUGCUUCGAGAAGACGGACCGACCCUGCGCAGCGGUGCGGAGGCGGCUGGGAAAUGAUCUGAGUGGUUCAGGAUAUGCACCGGAUUGCGACAGCCAAGGGUUCUACAAGCCGACCCAGUGCCACCAGGCCGUCGGAGUGUGCUGGUGCGUGGACGAACACGGCGUGGAGUUUGCCAACACACGUACCCGUGGAAAGCCCAACUGUGACGAGAUUAUCAACAACGCGAGCACGCUCAACACCGACGACGAGGACGCCGAAGAUUCCGAGGACGACGACGACAGCCAGGAGGGCAGCGCCGACCGUUUGCUGGUGUUUUAAGGUGAAGGCAGCCGCAGCAGCAGCAGCAGAGAGACAGAGAGAAGUUGUAUCCUUCCAGUGUGAAACAAGUUGAACGAAAGAACAGAAAAAUAACAUCUCUCAACACCACGUCGUUUUUUUCCCACGUGUCGCUCGAAUGGAUGCGAAAAAAGUUUUAAUUUUCCACUUUUUCUGCGGUGAGAAACAAAACGUACCCCCCUCUUCCAGGGCUUAAUCCCUUUUUUGAAGUAAAUUUGACAAAAAAAAACUUAAUUUAAAGCAAAACAAACUCAACGUAGAUUAGUUGAACUAACAGAGCAAAAAUUUAACGUCUGUUUCAAAAACUGAAUUUCGUCCACGUGCAUUGUUUGGAGAAAGACAAAGGCAAACAAACAACACAACACACUAAAACUAGUGGAAAAAGGUAAACAAAAAAACACAACACUAGCAAUUCCCCGUCCUUUUAUUAGCGCGUCGUGUGUCUUUACUGUUAUUAAGUUUGUAAUUUUUAACUAACCGAAAAAAAACCUAAGUGUGGUGAGAGUAAGCUGAUUGGAACGAUGGUAAGGUUAGCAAAAAUGUGGUAGACGUGCGAAACUUUGUAAUGAAAACAACGUAUUUUUUUCCUUUAUUUAAGGAUUACAGCACAGACAAGCAGACCGUAAUCAAUUUGAAUGUUUGGAAAGUCACCACGGGCAUUUCAUAUUCACCACAGCGCAUUUGCGCGCGUUUGACAGCUAGAUGGCUCUCGUGAAAUAAAAAUAUAUGGAUAUUCUAUUAAAAUGUUCAUUGAUUUGCGUCUGUUUGUCUUUGAGAAAAAAAAUAUUUUCUUCAAUAAAAUAAAUUAGCAAAAUUAAAGUUUUUAAAAGACUUCUUACUUUUCAGAGAACACAUUUCAUUGCAAACUGACAAAAACGCAUGCUUUCCUAUGUGUCAAACCGCUGAACUGUCAGUUUCUAGCAUGUUUUCUACUCCUUCUUAAUUUUUUUUAGAGCAAAAAAAAUAUCUUUUGACGCUCGCUGAGAGAGAACUUGCAUGAAUAUUCCGUAAAAGGAAUUGAAAAAAAAAAAACAAUUCCGACAUUUUCUGGUGGAAUUUCGAUUUCACUACUACAUUUGCUGGAAAAACGUCACAUUUCGAUAACAAUAGCUGUCACUUUCCGCAGAUAAACAAUGUUUGUGAAUUUAACGAAUUAUGAAUUUAUGUGAUUCAUACAGAUUGAUAUUGUUGAUCAUUUCUGGAUGAGAGCUGUUCACAUGCGAUGCGAUGAUUCCACCUCUGAAAGUGAGAAGUUUUUUCACAAUUUUGUAAAAACUCCAAAUAAAACAUUAUCUUUCUUUAGUUUGUGUGACUUUUCUGUCGAUUGUCCGCCAACCGUAAGCAUAUUUGUGUUGUGUUUAGUGAGAAAUUGGAGAAGCUUAGUAAGAUAAACAAGAGGAAAUAUAAGAAACUAACCAACAGAAAGUCAUAAAAAAAACACUUCAGAAUCGUAAAACAUUGUUGUAAAAAGCCUUAUUUUCGCAAGUAAUAGUACAGAUUCAACUACUACUAGUAAAAUGAAAUAUAAACAAACAAACAAAAACAUAACAAGAGCACUUUUCACUAAUCGUAGUAGGCCAUCAGUAUUUAUAUAGCGAUAGCGAGCGUAAGAGCUGAGAGAAAACGUCAAAUGAAGGUACAGAAGCAAAACCAUAAACUGUCAGUUUGACAGCCAAACCGGAGCAAACCAAAUAAAUCCACGCAAGCGAGUAUUUUAGGUGAACCGUGCACAGCGCUUUGAAUGUUCAAAGAUUAGAAGAAAACACACACACACAUACCCACACGAAAACGCAGACACGCAAAAACCAAGUUGUGAUGUAAACACUACUACUACUAUUAAUUACUACUACCGCUUCACACCACCACUCAAAAUAGGGAGACAAAAAUAUAGAGCAAGAAAUAACACAACAAUCCCAAAAAGUCAUGAUUCAUUUUAAAUCGCAGCAUGCCACCUUUUGGUUUGACGUUUAAUCCAGUUAUGGUGACAUCUACACGGAGCGCUUGCUAAACUAAACAAAACGCUGAUUUUUUUAAAAGGGUUCACGGCAACUAGGGCGCGAGUAGGAAAACAAGCAAGCAAAACAUAAAUAAACAACAAAAAAGCGCGAAGACACAGAAGAAGGCUAAAACAAACUAAAAUUAACGCGUAAUCAUUUAGUAGAUGAGAAAAAAACAGAAAACAUGGCGAAAACCACACACACAGACACAACAAUGUGCAAAGUUGUUAAAGAAAAAAGUAAAGAAAAAAAUCAACAUAAAACAAAAACAUUUGAUAAAUAAAAACCAUUCAACACUUACAGUAGGAGGAAUAUACAACAAAAACAAAACAAAAGAAAUAGAAUGUCACGUCAAAAUUCUUCGCAAAUAAAAUAAAAACACAUGAAAAAGAACAAACCAAACAAGUGACAACUUGAACGGAAAAACGGUAACAAUUCUCUGUGCAUUCUUUUUGAUAUUGAACACUAAUGAAGAUGGGGUGAAAAAACUAACUUAAUUAAAAUGAAACAACAACUAAAAGGAAAAGAAUGUCAAAAAAAACAAGUAAAAGUAAAACGUGAUCGAUGGUAAGCUACAGCCGAAAUGGCCGUAAAGAUGAAGGGGAAGAAAACCACAUGUUUGACAAUUUAGUAAAACUUAAGCAUUUUAAUGGAAGAAAAGGAAAUAAAUAAAUUAAGUGACA
This is a messenger RNA of Culex quinquefasciatus (southern house mosquito), 5122 nucleotides long. It is a transcript of the gene Cow, whose product is annotated as proteoglycan Cow. Gene Ontology annotation, molecular function: calcium ion binding; protein binding. The coding region runs from base 442 to 2424 and encodes 660 amino acids. Gene Ontology annotation, biological process: establishment of protein localization to extracellular region. The record is from RefSeq and is a predicted model, not a curated record. The transcript has 10 exons. NCBI's taxonomy places the organism in Eukaryota, Metazoa, Arthropoda, Insecta, Diptera, Culicidae.